Alternaria alternata is the source of this 889-nucleotide messenger RNA. RefSeq lists its product as hypothetical. NCBI's taxonomy places the organism in Eukaryota, Fungi, Ascomycota, Dothideomycetes, Pleosporales, Pleosporaceae. The coding region runs from base 235 to 756 and encodes 173 amino acids. The record is from RefSeq and is a predicted model, not a curated record. The transcript is spliced from 2 exons.
UUCGGGUCGAGACCACAGGGUACAUUGGUGUUCCGUUUUCUUCCAACACUACCGGAUGGCAAACCUCUUUUUGCACAUUGAAUUACUCCAGGGCUAAUAACUCGUACUGUUGAGCAGCGUCACUGGCAUGGCAAGUGUGGACAAUCGCCCUCUUGGGCAACAGACUCUUCGGGGCUUUGGCAUCUUCUAGGCCAUCGUUUCAAUACCCACAAUGGUCAUUUUGGGGUUCUUCGCAUGGGAACAGAUGGUGUUUCCUUACCGAGAGGACUUCUACUCCUUCUUGUGGGUCUUGCUUGCGCUUUGUUGCAAUAUGCGUGUCCUGCGCAGACUAACAGUCUCGAAAGUGCACCCUCAAUGACGGCAUUUAUGGCUGCAGGCAUCGUGUUCAUCGUAUACGUACAGCGCAAGGCGAUUGCGACGCCCUACCAGGUGCUUAUGUUCGAGGCUGCAAAAUCGGUGCUUGCAACGGGACUGUGGCUUUGGCUUAUCUUGGAUUCUGCAUUCGGCCCAUGGCGUGUCCAACAUCAUGACCAUGCCCCUGACACAUACGUGGAUCCAGACUAUGUCAAGAGACGAGUUCAGCAUGAUGCGCUUGCCAGUCUGCUACUGAUUGUAUUCUUCUAUCCACCGCUUGGGUACUCUUAUAUUGUUUGGAGGACGAAGAGCAGCCAUGGAGGCGGCGAGGGUGAAGAGAGGUUGAAUCGGGAAGAGAGGGCUCCACUGCUUUCGCGAACGAGUGGGAGAGUCUUGGGUUAGUGCUGGGAUAUCAGCGACACAUCUCGAACAUGCGUGCGGACAGACUGUGUAGCUCAGACGACAGAGGUGUGGAUACCGGUGAGGCUACUACGCUUCCGGUGCGAAUUGCUGGUCAUACCAGGGAGAGUCUUGC